This is a messenger RNA of Peromyscus maniculatus bairdii (prairie deer mouse), 1142 nucleotides long. RefSeq names its product kallikrein related peptidase 11 (gene Klk11). Gene Ontology annotation, biological process: proteolysis. Lineage: Eukaryota; Metazoa; Chordata; Mammalia; Rodentia; Cricetidae. The record is from RefSeq and is a predicted model, not a curated record. Gene Ontology annotation, molecular function: serine-type endopeptidase activity. Gene Ontology annotation, cellular component: secretory granule.
AUGAGGAGGCCCAGGAGGCUGAAGAGUGACUGGAAAUUAUCUACAGUACCCAGGGAACCUGGAGCCUGCCCUGCUCUCCUCCAGGCCAUGAUGAUCCUCCGACUCAUCGCACUUGCUCUGGUGACAGGGCACGUAGGGGGAGAGACAAGGAUCAUCAAGGGUUACGAGUGCGCCCCUCAUUCCCAGCCGUGGCAGGUGGCCCUCUUUCAGAAGACUCGACUUCUCUGUGGGGCAACCCUCAUCGCCCCCAAAUGGCUCCUGACUGCAGCCCACUGCCGCAAGCCCCGUUACGUGAUCCUCCUUGGGGAGCACAAUCUGGAGAAGACAGACGGCUAUGAGCAGAAGCGGAUGGCCACUGAGUCCUUCCCCCACCCUGGCUUCAACAAUAGCCUCCCCAACAAGGACCACCGGAAUGACAUCAUGCUGGUGAAGAUGUCCUCUCCCGCCAUCAUCACGCGAGCUGUGCAGCCACUCACCCUGUCCUCACACUGCGUCACCGCGGGCACCAGCUGCCUCAUUUCCGGAUGGGGCACUACGUCCAGCCCCCAGUUGCGCCUGCCUCAUUCCUUGCGAUGUGCCAACGUCUCCAUCAUCGAACACAAGGAGUGUGAGAGCGCCUACCCGGGCAACAUCACAGAAACCAUGCUGUGCGCCAGCGUUCGGAAAGAGGGCAAGGAUUCCUGCCAGGGUGACUCUGGAGGCCCUCUGGUCUGUAACAGAUCUCUACAAGGCAUCAUCUCCUGGGGUCAGGACCCAUGUGCAGUCACCAGGAAGCCUGGUGUCUAUACAAAAGUCUGCAAAUAUAUUGACUGGAUCUACGAGACUAUGAGAAACAACUAGAGGGGACCCAACCCCUCCAACCUCUUCUUAAUGCUUUGACUUCUGUUCAUUCUCCCCUAAGAACCCCUCAGCUGGGACCCUUGCAUGCACUCUCUCCGACCCACCAUGGAUAUAGUAUAGGGGAUGCUCUGACCUGAUGAUCAACUUGGGGCUUGGAACAAAUCCUGGCUUGACCUGAGUUGUGACUCUGGACAUGAUCAUCACUGGCUUUGUUUGUUUGUUUUUUGUUGUUUUGUCCCUGGCCCUGAAGGAAGUCCGUGGCAUAUUCCAGGGUUCCAAUAAAUAUUUGUUAAAUGAUAAAA